AUGAGUAUACUUUUAGCAAUGAUAUCUGGUAUAAUUCAACCUCUUGAAAAUAUUAUAUUGGGAAAUUAUUUUGAGGCAUAUUUAUAUGGUUACAAAUAUUUUCCAGAAUUAAAAAAUUCAUCUAAUGUUAUUGUUAUUGAAGAAAUGGCACAUAAAGAUGCCUAUAAACAUGCUAUAUUAUCUUUUAUGGUUCUUAUAACAUUAUUUUUAUCGGCAAUAUGUAAUAGUACUUUAAUUGAGAGACAAGUAAAAAUUAUGAAACAAUUAUAUUUCAAGAGUGUUCUUAGACAAGAUAUGACAUGGUUUGAAAAAAAUCCACCAGGUGAAAUAGCUUCAUCAUUAUCAACAAUAUUUGAUAAAAUUCGUAGUGGACUAAAUUUAAAAUUAACUUUAUUUGUAUCAAGUACCACUUAUGUCAUAACAUCAAUUAUAAUAUCAUUUUAUUAUCAAAAAAAUAUUGGUAUUGCUAUGCUUAUAAGUACUUGUUUUACAAUUUUACCACUUUUUUUUGGUGUUCAUUUACAUAACAAAUUUGAAAAGAAAGAAUUUUUAUAUAGUUUAUCGAUAGGAGCAUUAGUUGAGGAAGUUUUAAGUAGCAUAAAAACAGUAAUAAGUUUUAAUGGACAGUUAUUUGAGAUAAAAAGAUAUUCGAUUGCUGUAGAAAAAUUGUUAGAAGCUUCAAAAAAAAAAUUAUGCUUUCUGACGGCAACUUGUUGUUCUUUUUAUUUUUUAAUAUAUUCACAAAAUGCAAUUUAUAUUUAUCUUUCUUAUGAAUUGAUUAAACAUAAGUUUUUUAAAUUUGGUUCAUUAAUUUGUAUUUUAUUUUGUUCAAAUGGAUCUGCAUUUCGACUUCAAGAAUUAACUUAUCAAUUUCUUAAAUUUAAAGAAGCCUUAUCUCUUAUAAUUAAUGUUUUAAAAGUAGUUGAUACAAUACCAGAAAUUGAUAGUUUAAAUAUGAAAGGAGAAACAAUUGAUAAUGUUACUGGAGAUAUUUCUUUUGAAAAUGUUUCAUUUUCUUAUAUCUCUAGAUUAAAUGAAUUGGCAAUUGAUAAUUUAUCUUUUAAAAUAAGUGCAGGUGAAUCUUGUGCAAUUGUUGGAAAAUCAGGUAGUGGUAAAAGUACAAUAAUUAAUUUAUUGAUGAGAUUUUAUCAAUUAAAAUCUGGUGAAAUAUUAAUUGAUGGAAAAUCUCAUGAAAAUUUAAAUAUAAAUUGGCUUAGAGGAAUUAUUUCAGUUGUUUCUCAAGAACCUGUCUUAUUUACUGGAACAAUAAAAGAAAAUAUUUUGAUGGGAAAUUUAAAUGCAACUGAUGAUGAAAUAUACCAAGCUUGUAAAAUUGCUCAUGCUGAAGAAUUUAUUAAUGAACUUCCUGAAAAGUAUGAUACAUAUAUUGGUGAGGGGCGAUUGAAAAUGUCUGGUGGGCAAAAACAAAGAAUUGCAAUUGCAAGAGCUUUAGUAAGAAAUCCAAAAAUUUUGAUUUUAGAUGAAGCAACAAGUGCAUUAGAUGCUUCUAGUGAAAAGAAUGUUCAAAAAGCUUUAAAUGAGGCAUGUAAAGGUCGAACGACAUUAGCCGUUAGUCAUAAAUUAUCUUCUAUAAAAAAUUAUGACAAAAUUAUUGUUCUGGCUCAUGGAAAAAUUGUCGAAUGUGGAAACCAUGAAGAACUAAUGAUAAAAAAAGGUGAAUAUUAUAAGCUUUAUAUGUGUGAGCUGAAAGGAAUUAAAAAUAAAAAGAAGAAAAUUGCAAAAGAAAGUCAGGAUAAAAAUAAUAGUUGUGAAUUAAAUGAAAAUUCUAUGAUAGUACCUGCAAAAAAACAGAAAUCUUUUAUUGACAAUAUUGUUAGUAAAUGUAUGCUUCCACUUGAUCCUAAUAAAGUUUUUAAAAAAUUAACUGGUAUAAAAACAAAAGGUGAUAAAAGUAUUUCAUCAAAAGAUUCAACUUCCAUGGAUUCUAUUAUUCAAGAAAGUUUAGACACUUUAAUAAAAGAUCAAAGUAAACCAGAAAAAGUUAUUGAAAAAAAAACAAGUCUUUUAGAAAUAAUCAAAUUUUCAAAAAAUGAAAAAAAACGUUUUUUAAUUGGAAUUAUAUUUAUAUUUUUAAAAGCUUUAUAUUAUCCAAUAUCAGUAUUAAUUAUGGGAUAUACUUUAAAAAUAUUUGCCUUAUCUUUUGAUAAUGAAAUAACAAAAAGAAAACUUAUUUUUGCUAUAAUUUUUGUUAUCUUAUCAUCAUUUGGUAAUACAUUAAUUUAUGCUAUUUGUAGUUAUUUAGUUGGAUUAACAGGAAUUAGAGUUGGUAGAAAUGUUAGACUUGCUGCAUAUACAAAUAUAAUGAGACAAGAUAUGACAUUUUUUGAUAACAAAUUAAAUGGUUUAGGAGCAUUAACUAAAACACUUUCCUCAGAUGCAUUACAUUUUUCACAGGGAAUUGAUUUAACUUGUAUUGAUGGAUUAUCUGGAAUUUUUACAAUUAUUAUAUCAAUAUUUUUUACAUUAAAUUCAAAUACAAUUCUUGGAUUAACAGCUAUUUCAUUAAUUUUAUCAGCUGCUUUAAUAAGUUAUACACUUGUUAUUAUAACUCAUUCAAUUUUACAUAAAAGUGAUUAUUAUGAAAAAAGAUCAAUUAAUAUUGGAUUAGAAUGUGUUAAUAAUGUAAAAACAAUACAAUGUUUAUCAAUUAUUAAUGAAAUGUCAGAAAAAUUUUCUGAUUCAUUAAAUAAAAUUUAUAAAUAUAAAGUAAAAUCAGGAAUAUUAUAUGCAUCAUCAUUUUCAUUAGGAUAUAGUUCAAUUAUUCAGGCUAAUGCUUUGGCAUUUGGUGCUGGAUCAAAGCUUAUAACAAAAGGUUUUGCCACACCAUAUGAUAUUGUAAUGGGAUCACAAUAUAUUAAUUAUAUAUCAUUUUCUUUUUGUUUAAUUAAUCCAUAUAUAGCUGAUUAUAUACCAUUUAGAGUUGCAGCAACAAAAUUAUUUAAAAUUAUUAAAACAAUACCAAAAUUUGAUAAUCUUUCAAAUAAAGGAAAAACUACACCAAUAUUAGGAAAAAUAAAAAUGAAAUCAGGAUAUUUUUCAUAUCCUCAUAUACCUAAUCAUUUAGUAUUAAAAGAUAUGACUUUUAAGGUUAAUUUUGGUGAAUCAUUAACAUUUGUUGGUUUAUCUGGUAGUGGUAAAAGUACAACAAUGCAAGUAAUAGAACGUUUAUAUGAUUUAUUAGAUGGAAUUUUAGAAAUUGAUGAUGUUAAUGUUAAAGAUUAUAAUAUAAGACAUUACAGGAAUGCUGUAAGUGUUGUUAGUCAAGAACCAAAUCUUUUUGAUUUAUCUAUCAAAGAAAAUAUUUGUUAUGGAAUAGAAAAUGUUUCUGAUGAAGAGUUGCAUAAAGCAGCAACUAUUGCUAAUGUUCAUGAUUUUAUUGAAAAUCUUCCUAAAAAAUAUGAUACUCCUGUUGGAAUAAAGGGAAGAAAUUUUUCUGGUGGUGAAAAACAACGUAUUGCAAUUGCUAGAGCAUUAGUUAGAAAACCAAAUAUUUUAUUAUUAGAUGAAGCAACAAGUGCAUUAGAUAAUGUAAAUUCAAUAGAUGUUGAAGAAGCAUUAAAAAAAGCUAAAGUUGGAAGAACAUGUAUAACUAUAUGUCAUAAACUUAAUUCUGCUAUCAAUUCCACUUUUAUUGCAUAUGUUGAAAAUGGAAAAAUUUUAGAAUUUGGAAAUCAUGAAAAAUUAAUGGAAAAACAAGGAUUAUAUUAUAUGCUUGUUCAACAACAACAAUUAGAUUAA
Molecule: messenger RNA, 3759 nt
Organism: Strongyloides ratti
Lineage: Eukaryota; Metazoa; Nematoda; Chromadorea; Rhabditida; Strongyloididae
Product: ABC transporter B family member 5
Exons: 2
Coding region: 1-3759 (1252 amino acids)
Biological process (GO): transmembrane transport
Cellular component (GO): membrane
Molecular function (GO): ABC-type transporter activity; ATP binding; ATP hydrolysis activity
Source: RefSeq, a predicted model, not a curated record